Messenger RNA from Myotis davidii, 1930 nucleotides. RefSeq names its product M-phase phosphoprotein 10 (gene MPHOSPH10). The record is from RefSeq and is a predicted model, not a curated record. The coding region runs from base 224 to 1930 and encodes 568 amino acids. Gene Ontology annotation, cellular component: small-subunit processome; Mpp10 complex; nucleus. Gene Ontology annotation, biological process: rRNA processing. NCBI's taxonomy places the organism in Eukaryota, Metazoa, Chordata, Mammalia, Chiroptera, Vespertilionidae. The transcript is spliced from 9 exons.
GAGCCGACCAAUGGCUCGUUUCCAUCCCCUGCGCCGUCCGCUGCGCAAGCGCAGCGACGGUUCUCGCGCGGCCAUUGACUCGGGCUAGGGGUGGGUCCGGAACCUGCGUGCGGCGGAACCUUUUCCUCUGCGCUCCAGGUUGCGUGGGGCGCAUCUCCGUGACGCGUUUCCGGGCGCCAUACUUCCGGGGCAUGCGGCGCGGCGAGCUGAGUUUUAAACAGCCAUGGCCCUGCGGGUCUGGCGUCAGCGGACUCUGAAGCGGUGUCUGGACGAGGUUGGUGAGAACACAGGCCGGCCGGAGGGCUUCCUCACGGUUCAAGAUGAAUUGGCAUCAAGCUUCACUUCCUUGACAAAAGUGCUGUAUGACUUUAAUAAAGUGCUGGAGCGCGGCAGGAUCCCCGGGAGCCCUUUGCAGAAACUGGUGGUCGACCGUUUUGACGACGAGCAGAUUUGGCAGCAGCUGGAGCUUCAGAAUGAGCCGGUGCUGCGGUACUUUGAGAGCGCCGUCCGUGACACCAUCGAGGACGGGGACCUCAGCCUUCUCCCGGAGGAGGAGGAGCAGGAGGGUGGGGAGGAUGGCUCGGAGAUGGAGGCAAUAAAGCAGGAGGGCCUAGGACAGGAGGAGGGGGAGGAGGAGGAGGAGGAAGGGUCAGACCUAAGCGGUGAUGAUCCCAAAGGGGAGGAGACAACCAGACAUCCCGGCCAGUGUGAUCUGAGGAGAAGCCCCGUCUUCAGCGAUGAGGAUUCUGACCUUGACUUUGAUAUCGACAAGCUGGAACGGCAGAGCAGGGCGCAAAGCCACAUGCCCAAGAAGCCCAGGGAGAAGUCCGUGGUGGACGACAAAUUCUUCAAGCUCUCUGAGAUGGAGAGCUUUUUAGAAACCGUGGAAAAAGAAGAGGAACGAAAAGGGGACGACGACGAGGACGACGACGAGGAGAUUGAUUUAUUUGAAGAUCUUGAUUCCGACGGAGAUGAGGGAGGACUGUUUGGACGUCAGAAACCCAAGUCGGGUAAAAGUUCCAGAAACCUGAAGUACAAGGAUUUCUUCGAUCCGGUUGAAAGUGAUGAAGACACGGCGGGUGCGCCCGAUGAGGAGCUGGGCUCCGGGGAAGAAGAGGGAGAGACUGCUGAGCGGGGAGGAGAGGAGAGCCUCUCGGACACGGAUGAAGAGAAUGACCUUGAAGAAACCGAAGACAAUAAACAACGUAAAGAAACGAAGAGGGUGACCUUCGCCCUGCCAGACGACGAGGAAUCUGGAGAUGAUGAGGAACCUGAAGAGACAAGCGUCUUAGACGCACAGAAAGAGCCUGCUGAAGUCAAGUCCUCCUUUGAAAAGAGACAGGAAAAGAUGAAUGAAAAAAUCGCAUCUUUAGAAAAAGAGCUGCUGGAAAAGAAGCCAUGGCAGCUUCAGGGGGAGGUGACGGCACAGAAGCGCCCGGAGAACAGCCUGCUGGAGGAGACCCUGCACUUCGACCACGCCGUCCGCAUGGCGCCGGUGAUCACUGAGGAGACCACGCUGCAGCUGGAAGACAUCAUCAAGCAGCGGAUCAGAGACCAGGCGUGGGAUGACGUCGUCCGGAAGGAGAAGCCCAAGGAGGACGCGUUCGAGUAUAAGAAGCGGCUCACGCUGGACCACGAGAAGAGCAAGCUGAGCCUCGCGGAAAUAUACGAGCAGGAGUACAUCAAGCUCAGCCAGCAAAAAACAGAAGAAGAGGAAAACCCCGAGCACGCGGCCAUCCAGAAGAUGAUGGACGCCCUGUUCCUGAAGCUGGACGCCCUCUCCAACUUCCACUUCACCCCCAAGCCCCCCGUUCCGGAGAUUAAAGUUGUGUCCAACCUGCCAGCCAUCACCAUGGAGGAAGUCGCCCCCGUGAGUGUCAGCGACGCAGCUCUCCUGGCCCCAGAGGAAGUCAAGGUGAGGAGCCGGUGA